UGGGAGUAAUUCCAAUUACGUGGAGGAAAUGUACUGUGCAUGGCUUGAAAACCCUAAAAGUGUACAUAAGGUAAGUCUAAAUUUGACUGUAAUACUGGAUUAAGAGUGGAAUAGGUUUCUUUUACCUUUUCACUUGCUUUUUAAUAAAAAAUCCAGGAAAAGGUGUUGUGUGAAAUGAAAACCAUGAAAUUAAUUUCCCACCUAUUGAUUGGUGUAAGAUGUGAUAUUGCAACUAUGCAAGUACAGAGGAGGCACAGGCAUGGUGAGCAGAGCAGAAAGAAGGAUAAAUACAGACCAGAAAUAGACAGCUGCUCUGAAACUUUAUUCCUCCAUGGGAAUGCUGGUCAAGCAGUCAGUUAAGUAAUUAAUUACAUCCAGAAGAAGACCCAAUUAUAAAAUACAUUUAAUUUUUGGUUUAUAGUAAGGCUGUAUCAGAGAAUAUAUUUAAAUAAUGUGUUGAUGUUGGUACUUCUAAGCUGUCUGAAGAAGACAAAUGUUCAGUUGUCUUUGGAUUAAUGGAAGUUGUAACCUUAAAAUUCAAUCUGAAAUUGUCAGAAUAUUCUUCUGAAGUAUCUUGGAAAGUAUUUUGUUUUGUGUCUCUCCUUCUCUCUCCAGGCAAUAGACAUUUUUUUUCUUUUCUAAAAACUCUAUUACCCAAAUCCUUUAUUGUAGACAAAAUACAUAGGCUUAUUUUUAACAAGCUUUCUGCUGACAAAGAGGGCUCUGUUACGGUGAUACAUGUAUAGUAACUUAAGAAGUUGAUGAGAAGUCUGAUCAAUUCUAAGACAGACAAGUCAUUUUCCAGGAAGUAAUGUGAAUUGUGCCCAAAAUGUUUACCAAAUUGGUUGUCUGUUCCCUUAUUCCUGAGGCAUGUAUAUCAAAAUGUCACUUAGAAGUUGUUGUUCUAAGUCUGAUAAUCUGUCCAGAGCAUGAGGAAGUGAGGCAUGCCAAGGGCAGAAACUAGGAAGGAAACCAGAAAGGGUGUUUUUGUAACUCUUUCUUUCUUUGGAUGUUGUGUAUGAACUUAGUCUUGUUGAAAGAUGACAUAUGCAGUGCCAGCUCUGAAGACUAUCUGUUAUUCACAUAGCAGAUUGAUCCUAGGUCUUUUAUCUUACACCUGAAUUUGGGAUGGAGAAACCUUCUCCAGGAAUGGCUUUUCUCAUCUGAUUUGAGCCCUUGUCCUGUAGCUGCCAGCUGAGCUCCACCUGUGUGGGUUGCGAUAGCACAUUGUGUGGGUGCCCUGAAUUUCUGCAAAGCCCUCGUGGUGUGUCAAGGCUGUAGAUCAAUAUCAGCCCUUUUAUACUGGGGAUACUGAAGGGACGAAUUCAUGCAAAAGGAGCAUGUGGUGACAUCAAGGUGACAUUUUGUAUUGUAUUUAUAUUAUAUUGGCUUCUGGCUAACUUCUUUCCUUUUACAUGCACGAAAUUCCUGGUUCAGCCUCUUUGCAGUGGGUUUGCUGCUGGGAAGCCCCGCCGUGGUCUCUGUGGCUGGGAAGUUCCCCGCGGAGCGAGCCGGGCAGCGCCGAGCCCGCCGCGGCCGGGAGCGGGGCGGCGGCGCUGGAGCUCUCCGCCCGGAGCUGGCCGGGGUGCUGAACCAGGGCGGCCGGGACGGGCACGCCUGCGCUCUACGGACUGGUGCUCGGGGCAGGCAGACGUGCUAAAAAUCCUGCCGAAAGGCCAGCCGACUCAUCUGGCAGUUCAGGCGCAGUCUGAUAUGGAUCCUGUUGAGGUGAUGCAGCUUGUGGGUUGAACAGCAAGCAAUAAAUGAGUUGACUGAGGAAUGCAGGGUGUGGCCUAGGGAGUGGAUCCCAGGUGAUUCAAGAUGCAUUUUGUCGAGGUUUAACCCCACCUGGCAACCACACAGCCGCUUGUGCUUUCUCUCUUGCACACAUGCAUGAAUGGGGGAAAGAAUCAGCAGGGUGGAAGUGAGACAACUUGUGGAUGGAGAUAAAGACAGUUUAGGGAAAGCAAAAGUUGCAUGCACAAGCAAAGCAGAUCAAAACAAGGAAUUCGUUCAUCAGUUCCCAUGGGUGGGCAGGCAGGUGUUCAGCCAUCCCCAGGACAGCAGGGCUCCAGCACAUGUAAUGGUGACUUAGGAAGACAAACACCACCACUCCAAAUGUCCCCCCUUCCUUCUUCUUUCCCCAUGCUGAGCAUGAUGUGGUUUAGAAUAUCCCUUUGGUCAUUUGAGGUCAGCUGUCCUGGCUGUGUCCCUCCCAACUCCCUGUGCACCCCCAACCUCCUCACUGGUGGGAUGAGGAGAAGAAAGGCCCUGACACUGUGUAAGCUCUGCUCAGCAAUAACAAAAGUGUCUCUGUAUUGCCAGCCCCCUUUUGAAAUCCAAACCAGUUACUGUGAAUUAACUACCCCAGCCCAAACCAGCACGAUUAUAAAACUGUGUGAAUUCUUUCCUAGGUUAACUGUGUUUAAUAAACUUGCAACAGUAACAAACUGAAGUAAAUUCACUGUGUCCCUGAUUUAUGAGGCUUGAAAGAAUAUGAUGGAUGGAAAUAAUGGAUUACAGCUAUUCUUGCCUAAAUUAUUACUUUUUUCACAGCCUGUGAGAAAAGGGGAGAAGGAGAAUAAUGCCAAUUAAUUUUACUUUGUUUCAUCAACAAAAUUAAUUUUUAGUUUCUUGAAAACCAUCUCAUUUAAUUGGCUGAAAGCUGCAAAUAUCUUCCCAAGAUUUUUGUUGACAGAAAUUGUUCAACUUGAACUUUCAUAAAACAAGUUAAAACAUUUAGGGCUGAAAUCACCCUGUUUUCUUGAAAAUGCAGAAAAAUUCAUGCUGUGAUUUUGACUGUGAAGUUGUGCUUUUGGCGUUUUGGUAUGGAAAGGAGAGAAAGUGUUGGAAAAUAGUGUCAAGAGACACCACAUGCUGUUGAUUAUGGUUUUGUUAAUGAUUUGGCUCUCUGCAAGCCACUCAUUUUUGUUGUUUUAUUUGGUAUGUGCAGCAUGAUUUAGAGAACCAGUUUGUCUGUUUAGACAUUGCAUUCUCUUUCCUCAUUUUCCUUUUUAUACCAUAUUUUUCCUCUUGUUUCUUCUUAGAGAACCCUGUUUCAGAGGGGAUGUGCCUCCUCAUCGAUUAGAUGGAGGAGCUUGAUUUUUUCUGGGCAUUAAAAGUCCUACUCUGUUCACUUGUACUUAGAAACUCCAAUUAAUCAGGGCUCCUGAACUGAUUUCCCUCUCUGAAGAUUUGACUGGGCAUGUCCUCCCAUGUAUGCUUAUUUAAGUUGUUUGAAGUAUGGUGGUCACAUUCCAAUGAGCAUGUGCAGUGUUUCUAAGAAUUUCUCCUUUCUAUGUGUAUCCUGGUUGUGUAUCAAGGAAUAUGCAUAUAUAAAGAGUUUUUAUUCUUUGUACAAAUCCACUUCAGAUUAUUUCCUGCUUUUUCUUGCCUUUUGAAUUUCCUAUUGUCAGAGUAGCCAGAAUCACAAUCAGAAUAAAAUGACGUGUGUUCUGAAAAAGGCAUCAUUAUUUCUCCUUGAAGCUUGGUGUCAGGGCCAUAGAUCAUAAGAGAGAAGCUUGACAAGGCUCAGUUAUUACUAUCACAAGAUUAAUUACAAAACUGCAUGGUUUGCUAUGGUGUACAUAAUGCCUGCCAUGUUAUCCUGUGUGCAGCUGCUCUGCCCUGAGUGUGUAAUCACCCCCUUGGUUUAUGGACUAGGAAAAGAUGUGGGGCUUUGUUUUACUUUGACUUCAUUUUAUUCAUUUUCUUUUUUAAAUGAUAUAGUGGUGCUCAGUGUGUGUCUUCUAAGGCUUUACUGUCCUCACUGCAGUUGAUGAAUAUUGUGAUGGAACUAGGAAAAAAACCCAAACCAACAAGAUAAAGAAUAUGUUACUUGUUAUUCUCAUUGCAACACUAUUUAUUAUAUGACAGUAAAAUGUUGCCACUGAAUCACUUGAAUUGUGUUAUAUUGCUUAAGAAAAUUAUGGUUAACUACAAUAUAGAUUUGCUGGCAAAUCUAGGAGGAAGGAAAGAAAAUGUAUCAUCUAUCACUAUAGUAUUUUUUUUUGUGAAUGUAUUUCUGUAUUAUAAAUCCCCUCUACCAUUUUCUUGACCAACUUUACUAAUUUAGUUGAGAAGCUGCAGGUUUGCAGUGGGACCAAGCUGGUCUUGUGUCUGUUCAGUCACAUGGCAAAUGCUGUUGCCAAAGACUGACAUUGAUACACAGAACUUGAAGACUAUAAUCUGGUAUCAAUCUUGAAAGACACUAUAGAAAUUUGUAGAGGCUUUGAUGGAUGUGUAUCUAGUAAAAACUAAUUUUCUGUAGCCAAAUGAUGUAUUUUCCCUCCCCUCUGAUUAAAUGUCAAGCCUGUCCAACAAAUCAAUAAGUUCAAAAAUGUGAUAGGAAAAAAUAGUCUGGGUCCAUUCUGUCUCAGCUGGCUGAAUCUUCAGAUGGAAACAUUUUCUUUAUAUUUGUGAGUUUGCAUGAAGUAAGUGACUCUCCUUAAACAGAUCACUUGUUGGGCAAGUCUUUUUGGAGUUCGUUAACAACUCUCUCAGCAGAGCACUUGUCUAACAACACAUUCAGUUGUUUGUGUGACUGUGCUGUGAUAACUUUUGCAUUUAAAUUAAAGGUUUUACUCAAAAAAGGAAUAGUUAUGUUAUUAUCAUCAUUGUAUAUGUAUCUUUGUGUGAGAUAAAGUAAGGAAGAAACCUUAACGUAAGCAAAGCAAAUUCUUUAUUAAAACUUUGAAUGUGAGAGAUGCCAUGGAUCCAUGUUAGGAAUCUCCUAAUUUAAUGUUUAACAAUAAUUUGUUACUGUGUAUUGUCCAAAUAAUUUCUCCAGUCUAAGUAGCUUUAGUAGUUAAAGAAGGGAUUAUGAUUGUUUUUCACUGUCGGGGUCUCCAGACUCUCAGACUGGGUGCUGUGUAGGCAUGGAAUAACAAUACUGUUUUUAACACAGACCAAGAAGGUGUAUAGAGAGAAUCCCACUAAUAGGCUCUUGUAGACCACUUACAGGAUGUAAGUUCAGACUUCUAAUCUCAGCGUGGCUGCCAAGAUGUCAAGGUAAGAAGAAUAUAGGAAACAGGCAUAAAUAAGAGAAGGGAGGAGGAAUGAAUUCUUCAUCAGUAUGUCUAGAUCUGGCUACCACCCAUGAUCUGCCUUAAUUUGUCAGGGCAUAUAAAAGUCAGGCUAUGUUUAGACAAACCUGUGUAAGAGCAGGGUGAUACAUUUAAGUUUACUGUAUUUGUAUUGAUGCAGCUUUGUAUGAAUAAAGAAGUAAGAGGGGUGCAUGAAAACAGUGUUUCUUGGGCAGUGGCCUCAUGCUAAUGAUGAGAUUCCCACCCACAGGUUCAAUGAAUCCCCUCACUUCCAUAACUUGAAUUUAGACAAUUGGGUGAUGUUAGCUCCUUUAUGCUGCCCCUCUCCUGGUGUUUCUGAACACCUUAGAGCUUUUAGAAAUGUCAGUAUGAAGACGUUUUGUUAAUGAAAGCAAAAAGGAUUUUGUAAAUAUUUUUGUGUCAUGCCAUGCUUGUAUUAUAUUAUUUUGAUUUUUUUGUGGGUUCUGUAAUGCAUAUAUUAAGUCAUCUUUUAAAAAGAAAUGCUUUGGACUACUUUUGUUUUUCCUGGCAUUUGGCUCUUUGAAAUGUAAUGGAAAUCUGCAAGGCUUGCAGCCUUGCAGAAAUUUAUUUCUUGCAGUUCUUCUCUUCCAGUCACAAAGAUAUGUACGUUUUUAAGUAGCUUCCUUUUUGUUUUCUGAAGUUAGCCAGCUGAGAGAAGUGUUUUACACAGAUUUCCUUCUUUGCUGAGUACAAAUGUCUCAUAUUUGUCCCAUUCUGCUGCUCUGUUAACAUUCAUAUAUCUGAUACCAUGCUAACCUGGCACAGUGACCACCUCAUCAGAAUGAAAACAGUUCAGGAAAACAAGAUUGGGGCAUAUGUGAAUGAAGCAGCUUGUGUAAAAGCACUGAAGGAAAUAAAAGGAUCUCUUGUUUGUUGUGAUUCAGUUUCUGAGAUAAGUACUUUUCUAAAUUAUGACUUGUACCUGAGACCAGGACCGUAAUUUAUUUCAUGGUAAGGUAACCUAAGCUGGUGAGGAAAGGAUCUUAGAACAAGCCUCACUCAAAAAAGCUUUAAUUGCUUUUAAAGUUUCUUCAAGAAAAGCUGUUAAGGAGUGAUUCUGAUUUAGCAUAAUCAGUGAGUGUCUUGAAGUACCAUAAAUUCUGUGUCAUUAAAGGAAUGGAUUUAGUUUAUUGAAGUUCUUUCUUUUAUAGGCUGGAUAGCUCUUUACCAGCAGCAUUAUAUUGUACCCAUUCUUGGCCGCCUGAAUAAACAGCACAAUUAAAAAGAGUUGUGUGAUUGGAUAAUAUAUGGAGAUCUUUACAGUCCUGUGUGCUGCAGAGUUUUCUGCUGAGCAAGCUUGGUGUAAGAAAUGAGAGGAAAAGCGUUCUGUGUAAAUGAAACACACAGUUGUACUGAGACAGGGACAUAUCAAUGCUCUUUUUUUGCUGUCUGUGAGUAGUGGUUAACAGUGUAAUGCAGUGAGGUUCCAUUUGCAGUUUGAAAGAGCAGCUUUGGAUGAGACUUUAAGUUAUAAAUACUUCUCUUCUCUGUACGCACGUCCAGUCGUGGGAUGUGUUUUUCCGAAGUGCUGCCGCUGGCCGGGCAGCCCAUCUGCCGGCUCGGCAGGAAGGCAAGGGAUCGUUCCUGCGGAGCCACGGCCUGGCCCCCACACCGGCAGCGGCUGAAAAGGUCGUUGAAGACCACCUCGCUGUGCAGUCGUUGAUAAGGGCGUACCAAAUCCGUGGCCAUCAUGUGGCUCAGCUGGAUCCCCUUGGAAUUCUGGAUGCAGAUUUGGAUUCGUUUAUUCCAUCCGACCUUAUCACCACAAUCGAUAAACUUGCAUACCUACUGCCAGCACAUUGGCCUGGAGUUCAUGUUCAUCAACGAUGUGGAGCAGUGCCAGUGGAUCCGUCAGAAGUUUGAGACACCAGGAGUUAUGAAGUUCACCAACGAGGAUAAAAGGACUCUGCUGGCAAGGCUGGUGCGCUCCAUGAGAUUUGAAGACUUCCUUGCUCGAAAGUGGUCUUCCGAAAAGAGAUUUGGUUUGGAAGGAUGUGAAGUAAUGAUUCCUGCACUUAAAACCAUCAUUGAUAAAUCCAGUGAAAUGGGAAUUGAAUAUGUUAUAAUGGGAAUGCCUCAUAGAGGUCGGCUGAAUGUAUUGGCUAAUGUAAUCCGAAAAGAGCUGGAGCAGAUCUUCUGUCAGUUUGAUCCCAAACUUGAAGCAGCUGAUGAGGGAUCUGGGGAUGUAAAAUACCACUUGGGAAUGUACCAUGAGAGGAUCAAUCGAAAAACAAACAAGAAAAUCACUCUGUCUCUGAUGGCUAACCCUUCUCACCUGGAAGCAGUUGAUCCUGUUGUGCAAGGCAAAACAAAAGCUGAACAGUUUUAUCGAGGAGAUACAGCAGGGAAAAAGGUUAUGUCCAUAUUAUUGCAUGGGGAUGCUGCCUUUGCAGGACAAGGAGUGGUUUAUGAGACAUUUCAUCUUAGUGACCUCCCAUCCUACACCACAAAUGGCACUAUUCACGUUGUGGUCAACAACCAGAUUGGCUUCACCACAGACCCCCGUAUGGCCCGUUCAUCUCCGUAUCCCACGGAUGUUGCUCGUGUGGUGAAUGCUCCCAUUUUCCACGUGAAUGCUGAUGACCCUGAGGCCGUGAUGUACGUGUGCAGCGUGGCUGCAGAGUGGCGAAACACUUUCAAUAAGGAUGUGGUCGUUGACUUGGUUUGUUACCGUAGGAGAGGGCACAAUGAAAUGGAUGAGCCCAUGUUCACCCAGCCUCUGAUGUACAAGCAGAUCCAUAAGCAGGUGCCAGUGCUGAAGAAAUAUGCUGACAAACUGAUUGCUGAUGGGACUGUGACACUGCAGGAGUUUGAGGAAGAAAUUGCAAAGUAUGACAGAAUAUGUGAAGAAGCAUAUACUAGAUCUAAGGAUAAGAAGAUCCUUCAUAUAAAGCACUGGCUGGAUUCCCCUUGGCCUGGCUUCUUUAACGCGGAUGGAGAGCCCAAGAGCAUGUCUUGUCCCCCGACGGGCAUUUCCGAGGAGCUGCUGACCCACAUCGGCAACGUCGCCAGUUCAGUGCCAGUCGAAGACUUCAAAAUACAUUCAGGACUCUCUCGGAUUUUGAAAGCCCGCUCGGAAAUGACCCAGAACAGGCUCGUGGACUGGGCCCUAGCAGAGUACAUGGCUUUUGGCUCUGUUCUCAAAGAAGGGAUCCAUGUCCGACUAAGUGGGCAGGAUGUGGAGAGAGGUACUUUCAGCCAUCGUCACCAUGUGCUUCAUGAUCAGGAAGUUGACAAGAGAAUUUGUGUUCCCAUGAAUCACCUGUGGGAACAGCAGGCCCCCUACACCGUGUGCAACAGCUCCCUCUCCGAGUACGGGGUCUUAGGUUUUGAGCUUGGCUUCGCUAUGGCGAGUCCCAAUGCCCUGGUGUGCUGGGAAGCCCAGUUUGGGGACUUUCACAACACGGCUCAGUGUAUCAUAGACCAGUUCAUCAGCUCCGGCCAGGCCAAGUGGGUCCGGCACAACGGGAUCGUCCUGCUCCUGCCCCACGGCAUGGAAGGAAUGGGUCCAGAGCAUUCAUCAGCCAGGCCUGAGAGGUUUCUGCAGAUGAGCAAUGAUGAUUCUGAUGCCUAUCCAGAGUUCACUGAGCAUUUUGAAGUUUCCCAGCUGUAUGAUUGCAACUGGAUUGUGGUGAAUUGUUCAACUCCAGCCAAUUACUUUCAUGUCCUCCGAAGGCAGAUCUUGCUGCCAUUCAGAAAGCCGCUGAUUGUUUUGACACCCAAGUCACUGCUGAGGCAUCCAGAAGCUAAAUCCAGUUUUGAUGAAAUGGUGUCUGGUACUACUUUCCAACGUGUGAUUCCUGAGAAUGGGCCAGCAGCUCAGGCACCACAUGAGGUCAAGCGAGUGAUUUUCUGCACAGGAAAAGUCUACUAUGACCUUGUGAAAGAGAGAAAGAACCAAGACCUGGAGAAACAAGUGGCUAUAACCAGACUUGAACAGAUCUCACCAUUCCCCUUUGACUUGCUGAAAGAAGAACUUGAUAAGUAUCCAGCUGCUGAUCUAGUCUGGUGUCAGGAGGAGCACAAAAACAGUGGAUAUUACGAUUAUGUCAGACCUCGUUUCCGCACUAUUGUGAACCGCACUCGACCCAUCUGGUAUGUUGGCCGAGAGCCUGCUGCUGCCGCUGCCACAGGCAACAAGAACACGCAUCUGGUGUCACUCAGAAGGUUCUUGGAUACAGCUUUCAACCUGGAGGCCUUUGAGGGAAAGACAUUCUAACUGCAGGGCCCCCACCUGUCUCUGACUGGUAGUCCCUCAAAACACUGCAUCCAAAAGGAAAGUGGGGAGAAUUCUGGAAAUUAUGUAUUUUUGCUUUACCAAAUAAAAGGAUCCAGCAGCUGACUUCAUUAUUCUGUACCUUGCUGCCCAGUUUGUAAGGAAAAAACAAUUCCAGCUUAUCUUCCACCAUUUUUUGUCACUUGUCUAUUUAAAUUGGGACCUCUUUGACACAAGAAGCUUCUCCUAUCCCAAGAUGCAAUGUGUGCUUGGUGAGGCUCAUAUCUCAGUCUGUGGGCACUGUCUAAUUACUGUAAGUAAGUAGAGCAGGCAUGGACAGCAUCAUAGUUAUGCACACAAGAGUCAUUACCACCAGGAAAAGAAAUUACAUAUUUCUGUCUAUAUAUUAGAGAUGAGUAAUGAAACUGAAAAGCAGAGUUGGAAGAUGACUUUGGUGGAGAAAUGUACCAGCUGUGUUUGUUGGAAGGAGAUGGUGAGGUAACCUGGAGAUGUGAGGAGGAGGUUGGAAACAGGGAGUCACUUUACAAAGUUGUUCAACUGGGGAUAACAGAAAGUAGCAUAAACCCCUUAGAUAUGAGGCCAAGAAGGGCAGAAGUAAAAGGGACCAAGACAAGGUUGUUUGGGGAUACUUGAAGAGGGAAGAAGUGUACAUGAGACCACAGCUGACUGAGCAGUGGGUGAUCACCAGGAGAAUUUGGCAUCAAAGGACUUCAAAAGUAAGAGGUACUCCUGCUCCCUGGGCUGCCUGCUUUGAUGCUGUGUGGUAUUAGGGAACUGUGGGGUCCUGUAAACAUCCUUGUUUUGGAUGAACAGUCUUUCCCUCACCAUACUACUAAGAUAUGCUUUUCCUUGACCACUACAAGAUGGUGUUUGGAUGCGAAAUGUCUAUUUUUGUAACAAGCAGUUGGUUUUCUGCUUUGUCCAGUGCUAUUCUCUACCUCACAUCUCCUUGCUGAUAUUAACUUAGCUCUGAAGUAGCUAUGUCUGAUUUAUUCACCCUUUUUUUUAGAGGAAGGUGGGCAAGCAGCAGCUGCUGAUUUACCAAAGGCACGUGCUGUGGUUUUGCACAAGUAGUGAUUGGUUUUUUUUUUGGUCCCUUACAUUUAUCUGUCAAUUAGGAUCUCAAUUGCCAUGUACUUUUAGGAUGGACAUAAAAGUGAACAACCUCAAGAGCUGGUCUGUGUCAGAGGGCUGAUGUUUCUCUUGCUGGGAAGUAGUGCUUGGCUUCUGGGGAGGCACUGCAUGGCAGGGUGGUCUGAGAACCAUUGCUAGUGCUUCCUCCAUAGUGCUAGAAGGCAGGUGAGCCCAGCUUUCCUCUCCCCUCUUGAUGUAAGAACUGGUAUUGUCAGAAGUCCUGUUCCCUCUGCCCCAGGAGAGCUUGGCUCUGGGUGGACCUUGUGACUGCAGGUUUCUGCAGCACUAACCUGUGUAGUGGCAGGAGCCUUUUUGCCUUCUUUGUACUGGCUGGCAGAGGGAAUGGUGAGGUGAGCAAUGGUGGGGUGCAGAGGGAUGGCCACGCCUGUGCUGGGCUGGGAGCUGGAAGCAGCUGCACACAGGCCCUGUGCCCCAGCAGUGCCCUCAGGGUCAGACUGGAUGUCCUGAGCAGCUACCUGGAGACAGCAUAACAAGUGACUGGAAAACACAAAGAUGAGGCUUCAGCCCAUCUCCACCUCCCUGUCCUGAGCGUGCUCCUUGGACAUGCUUUUGCUCUGGGAGUAUGUUUUGCCCUGCUGCUGCUGCUGUAUGGACUGUGACGAAAAAGCUUCUUGUCUCAUCAAAAUAAAAAGCUGUAUUUAAAAACUUUACCUAUGAUCAGGUACUACCUACCCAAGCAGGUUUCCAAAAAGGCCUGUGUGCCUUGUAUUGUCCUUUCAUUUGGCUUGGAUACACUGUGAUGGUGAAAAAACAAUCCUUCUGUCAGAGCAAAGAAUUGAUGUGGUAAGGUACUUACCAUGGAAUCCAGAACUGAACUUGUCUAAUGUUUGUGAAACUCUGUAGCAUCCUUUAAAAUCAGGCUGGUUGCCCUGGGCUUUUUCUCUCACUGAAGCAUUUAAGCUAAUUCAGUCUCUGAAAACCUAAUGAACUUGGAAAGUACUGCAGUUGACAGCCACAAAUGUUGUUUCCUAUCCCUUUCUAUAGCUCAAAUCAUUAAGCUGAUAGACAGUAACCAUCACCCAAAGUAUUUUAAUGCUUUUAUGAAUGCUUGUUUCUGUAGCAAGAAUUGAGUGCAGCUAAAUAUUCUGGCUCUGUUUAUUGUAUUCUCAGUUUGCAUAAAACAGCGCUGCAUGAAAUAUGAUAAAUGCACUUUUGCCACAGUAUAUGCAGAGGUAAAAAACAAAAUUAACAUAGAAAUAUAAAUGGUAAAUGACAGAUUUUCACUCUCAUUGUGUAUCAUAGAUUGUGGCAUAAUACUUGCAUAAAAAUUCCAUCAAAGAUGCAAAAAAACUCAAUAAAAUAAAAGUACAUAAGAAGAAAA
Molecule: messenger RNA, 11779 nt
Organism: Onychostruthus taczanowskii (white-rumped snowfinch)
Lineage: Eukaryota; Metazoa; Chordata; Aves; Passeriformes; Passeridae
Gene: OGDHL
Product: oxoglutarate dehydrogenase L
Exons: 20
Coding region: 6757-9285 (842 amino acids)
Biological process (GO): tricarboxylic acid cycle
Cellular component (GO): mitochondrion; oxoglutarate dehydrogenase complex
Molecular function (GO): oxoglutarate dehydrogenase (succinyl-transferring) activity; thiamine pyrophosphate binding
Source: RefSeq, a predicted model, not a curated record